GUCAGCAGAGCCACAAAGUCACCUUUUAAAGAGUUCUUUUCACUCCACCCAAAGAUAUGAAAUUGGGUGGAGUUGGAGAGUGGGAGUUGGCUAAACUGGUCAGUUUAACGGUUCUGAGUUCAGCUUUGAUUAACUAUCAAAUUAACAAAAAAUGAGUUGGAAACUUUCAUUAUGGAAUAUCUUACAGACUACUUAUUCUUAUAUCUUGGGAUAGGCUCCAGCCCUGGGUGACCCCUAACAGUUAAGAAAAUUGGAAGUAAGAUAAUCAAAAAUAUUGUGCAGACUUGGAUAGGAAUAAAGAACUGGAUGAAGAAGAUUUUAAUUUUAACAUACGACCAAACCAUAACAUUAAGGUCCUGCAUUUGCCAUUUGUACAUGCGUUUAAUAAAUAAACUUCACAAAGAGUUUUCUUAAAGAGGAAAAUGACAAGAAAAGAAUGGUACACCCGCACAUCCUACAGGCCUUUAUUGACUUGCUGUAAGUAGAAAAAAAAUUAAAUAACUUUGUCUCCACUUUUGUUUUUUUCUGGUAAUCCACAAAACCUUUUCUGUCAUUCUCUUAAAUAUUUUCAGUAUUUCUGCCAUAUUUUAGAACCUGUUUUUCAUCCUCAAUUUUCUACACCUGAUGUUUAACUUUACAUCAAUAUAUCAGUAGCAACUGUCCACUCUGAGCUACAUUUGAACUCCUGCAGAGAACAAACAGCUGCUGUAAAAAUUUAAACUGCCCUGUGAGAGGAUUCACCUGCUGAAGAUUAGAUAAGCCUUAGAACUGACAGUUUUUUUGAAGCGAAUGUCAUUGACAUAGAUUUUGGUUGUAGUGUUGGUAAAUGAUAGCCUAAACAAAAGUAUUUAAAUUUUAACCUACACAUUAAAACAACAUCCCUGGACUCUCUAAGUUCAGUCAUAUCUGUGAUAGCUGCUUUCCACAUUAGGAUUUGGUUUUUGAUCAUCUGUUUGGAAACAUAAAUUAGCCAAUGACUUGUUACUCUAAAUACAGCCAUAAACAUUUAGAUGCAUGUGUAUGUACAGUAAAUGUAUCUAUAAAGCCCUGCUAUAAAUCCAGCUAUCUUUCCAGACCCAAAUUUGAAGCCAACAGCCUUUUUAAAGUUAUGAUCAUGUACCCAUUUUGCUUUUUCUCAAAUUAUUAUUAUUAAAUACAUAAAUAGAUAAAGAAAUACAAACUAACAGGUGACUUGUCGUGAAUUAAAUGGUAAUAUUAGACUGAUAUGAAUACAAAAAUUGGAGGGUUACUGAUUUGAUUUAACUGGCUCUCACUGAAAAUUUAAGUUUUAAAAUGUGCACAUUCAUUUAAUGAAGAUGUUUCUUAAGUGAAGCCAAAAAGAAGAAAUGAAUCCUGAUUAUCUUGUUAAGUUGUCUUGCCUUAUACAGUCUUUUGUUUGGUAUUUGUCUCAUGGGAACUGUUACAUAUCAUUUUGAACAUGCUCAAAUGCCAGGACCUUAUCUGCGAGGUGGGUCGGGUGUGUGCAUUUCCUGUUUCAUAUAUAAGACCUCCACAGAUUGAGCUGAACACAACUCCAACAGCAACAACAGGCAAGAUGACCAGUCUUUCUGCAAAGGACAAGAACACAGUCAAAGCCUUCUGGGCUAAAGUGGCUGGCAAGGAGGAACAAAUCGGCUGUGAUGCUGUCUCCAGGAUGCUGACAGUGUACCCUCAGACCAAGACUUACUUCUCCCACUGGAAGGACCUGAGCCCCCGCUCUGCCCCGGUGAAGAAGCACGGAGCAACCGUGAUGGCUGCAGUUACUGAUGCUGUCAGCAAAAUCGACGAUCUGACCGGAGCUCUUCUGAGCCUCAGUGAGCUGCACGCCUUCACUCUGAGAGUGGAUCCUGCUAACUUCAAGGUUCUGUCUCACAACCUCCUCGUGGUCCUGUCCACCAUGUUCCCCCAGGACUUCACCCCUGAGGUCCAUGUGGCUAUGGACAAGUUCCUGGCUGCUGUGGCUCUCGCCCUGUCUGAGAAAUACAGAUAAACUGCAUUAUGUGCUCGAGUACUCACUGACAGUCUGACUUGUAAUAAAAGAUCCAAUGCAAUUAAACUCUCGUGGUCGAUUGUGAUUUGUGGUGAUCGUUUUUAAACAGUUGGAUUAUUAUUGUAGCUGUUACCAGAAGUGUUUUUUUUCUCUUUAUGGGCCAAUUAAAGAAGAAUAGCGAUUAAUUUAUUGAAAGCUUAUAUACACAACUUAAAAACAGAGCAUGUGACAGUCCUCUGGAGCUAGUAGUACUGUUUUCUCAGGGAGGCUAGAGCUACAAAGACUCUCCCGGAAGCUGCACGGACCUCAGCAGUGAAGUAUUGACCCAAACGAGCAGCAACUACA
This is a messenger RNA of Oreochromis aureus, 2335 nucleotides long. RefSeq names its product hemoglobin embryonic subunit alpha-like. The coding region runs from base 1439 to 1990 and encodes 183 amino acids. Gene Ontology annotation, molecular function: heme binding; haptoglobin binding; oxygen binding. Gene Ontology annotation, cellular component: haptoglobin-hemoglobin complex; blood microparticle; hemoglobin complex. The record is from RefSeq and is a predicted model, not a curated record. Gene Ontology annotation, biological process: hydrogen peroxide catabolic process; oxygen transport. The transcript is spliced from 3 exons. Lineage: Eukaryota; Metazoa; Chordata; Actinopteri; Cichliformes; Cichlidae.